AUGUGGCCAACAAGUGAUAGAUUAAGUGUACGUCGUAGCAGCCAGAACCGUUAUCGAACUACAAAGGCUUUCGAUUCUUUUAAAUCUUCGUCUCUGACGCCACCACUGUCUUCAAUGCUAAUCUCUAAUAAUAGUUCAACUUAUAGUGUCCUUCCCAAAGGAAGCAGGGGAAAUGGUGAUAAUACUAAUGGGUUAAAGAAGGGAGGGAAGGGUAUAAAAAGAGGCAAAGGAAAAGCAAAGAAUAGUAUUGAAUCUAAACGAUGUGAUCGUGUUAGCAGCAAUAGUAUUAUUAGCUAUAGUUAUAAUUGUAUUGGGAAAAAUAAUGCUCCAAUGGUCGAAUACUUGAAUCCACCUUCAACGCCGAUGAAAAAACGUUUAAUAUUCUUUAAAUCCAAAACUCAUAAUAAGCAAAAUAUUAAUUUUACAAAAAGACUAUCCAUACCGUCCACUUCACCGUCAUCACGACUUUCACCAAUACCAAUUCCGAUUCCGUCAUCACGACUUUCACCAAUUCCAUCAUCACGACUUUCACCAAUUCCGUCAUCACGACUUUCGCCAAUUCCGUCAUCACGACUUUUGCCAAUUCCGUCAUCACGACUUUCGCCAAUUCCGACUCCAUCCUCACGACUUUCGCCAAUUCCGUCAUCACGACUUUCACCAAUUCCGACUCCAUCCUCACGACUCUCAUCAAUUCUAAGUCCAUUUCCAAUCAAUCGGUAUGCGUCACACAGUCUUCCUCCGUUAAACCAUUUGGAAAUGUUCUAUCACGGGUAUCCCGAGCAUCAACUUAUUAUUGAGGCCGCGACGAUUGUACUACGAAUAGAAAGUGGCGAUUGGGUUACGGAUGAGGAAAGGGUCAUGAUACGCGCUAAAUUGGGUACUGUUGUUUGUCGUGUUUUCCCACCUGGGACUCCAGAAUAUCUGAGUUGGCAAGCAUUGUUAGAUUUGUGGAAACGAAUACCUGACUCCCGAUUUAUAGAAACUUACGUCGACUAG
Molecule: messenger RNA, 996 nt
Organism: Ambispora gerdemannii
Lineage: Eukaryota; Fungi; Glomeromycota; Glomeromycetes; Archaeosporales; Ambisporaceae
Source: the annotation of a GenBank genome assembly